AUGUCCGCUCAGAACUCCGCAGGCAUUCAGACCCUCCUCGAUGCCGAGAGAGAGGCUCAGAAGAUUGUUCAACAAGUUCUAGACCGUACGAAGCGCAUAAGGGAUGCGAAGUCAGAGGCACAGAAGGAGAUCGAGGAGUACAGAAAUCAGAAGGAACAAGAGUUCAAGAAAUUCGAGGCUGAGCACUCGAGCGGAUAUAAGAAGGCCGAAGAGGAUGCAAACAAGGAGGCAGAAGUGAAGCUGCAGGAAAUUAAGGAUGCUGGAAACAGCAAGGGCGCUAAGGUUGUCGAAGACCUUAUCAGUGCGCUGACCGAUGUGAAGCCUGAGGCUUCCGAAAAGAUCCUCAGCCAGGCAUAG
Aspergillus oryzae RIB40 is the source of this 357-nucleotide messenger RNA. RefSeq lists its product as uncharacterized. Gene Ontology annotation, biological process: proton transmembrane transport. Gene Ontology annotation, cellular component: vacuolar proton-transporting V-type ATPase complex. The transcript has 5 exons. The coding region runs from base 1 to 357 and encodes 118 amino acids. Gene Ontology annotation, molecular function: proton-transporting ATPase activity, rotational mechanism. Lineage: Eukaryota; Fungi; Ascomycota; Eurotiomycetes; Eurotiales; Aspergillaceae. The record is from RefSeq and is a predicted model, not a curated record.